Molecule: messenger RNA, 561 nt
Organism: Trametes versicolor FP-101664 SS1
Lineage: Eukaryota; Fungi; Basidiomycota; Agaricomycetes; Polyporales; Polyporaceae
Exons: 2
Coding region: 1-561 (186 amino acids)
Source: RefSeq, a predicted model, not a curated record
AUGUCAGGCGACGACCUUGAGCGACACUCCCUCGACAUACCGGUCGCCGCGUACGCUGUGGGCAUUUCCUUGCAGAAGCUGGGUAUACAUGUGCGGAAGGUCAUACGAUGGAACCUUGCGGAGGGUUCGUGGAUGGAAUUGGUAAAGCAUGAUGUACUCGAUGAAGUCAUCGCCAAGGCCAAGCAUCUCGACGCCGUCACCAGGAGAAAGCAACGCACGGGGACAGCCCUGGCGGUCGGAGAACUUGACGGCGCCGCAAUCAUCUCCCUCUGGACCACUGCGAUCUCCCUUGCAUUGGAGGUUAGAGAGAUUGCCAACGAAACCGAUGUCGACGUGGAGCAGGAGAUUCCGGGCGCAUUUCCGAUAGAAACGACGCCCGUUAUGCCACCCUCAACGGAUCAUUCUACGACUUUUGACGUCCUCGACGAGGAGCAGGAGAUGCCGGGCGCGUAUCCGGUCCAGAUAGCGCCACCGGUAUCUUCCAUGGCGGGUCGUUUUGGGGUGUCCAACGUGUACCAUAUGCCCGGUGCUUUUGUGGUGCUUUUGCGGGACGAGGAUUGA